Messenger RNA from Tachyglossus aculeatus (Australian echidna), 1064 nucleotides. It is a transcript of the gene PRADC1, whose product is annotated as protease associated domain containing 1. Bases 17 to 583 code for a protein of 188 amino acids. The record is from RefSeq and is a predicted model, not a curated record. The transcript has 5 exons. Lineage: Eukaryota; Metazoa; Chordata; Mammalia; Monotremata; Tachyglossidae.
CCCGCUCGGCUCAGAGAUGGUCCUGGGCCUCCUCCUCCUGGCGCUGCCCGCCCUGCUCGGGACGCACGACAGGCUGGCCCAAGGCCUGCGGAUCCAUGAAUAUUUGUACUUCCAAGUGCUGAGCCCCGGAGACAUCCGCUACAUCUUCAGCGCCACUCCGGCCAGGGAUUUCGGGGGUGUCUUUAAUACCCGCUAUGAGCAGAUCUACUUGGUGCCCGCCGACCCGCCCGAGGCCUGCGGGGAGCUCAGCAACGGCGUCUUCAUCCAGGACCAGAUCGCGCUGGUGGAGCGGGGAGGAUGCUCCUUCCUCCUGAAGACCCGGGUGGUGCAGGAACACGGCGGCCGGGCUGUGAUAAUCGCCGACAACGCUUACGACAACGACAGCUUCUACGUGGAGAUGAUCCAGGACAGCUCCCGCCGCACCGCUGACAUCCCGGCCCUGUUCCUCCUGGGGAGAGACGGGUACAUGAUCCGCCGCUCCCUGGAGCGCCACGGCCUGCCGUGGGCCGUCAUCUCCAUCCCCGUCAACGUGACCAGCAUCCCCGCCUACGAACGACUUCAGCCGCCCUGGACCUUCUGGUAGCCGGCAGGCACGUUGGCAUCCGCCUGUGCUGUGCGACGCCUGGUACAUCCCACCCUGGCCGGCGUGGAGCCCCCCGCGACCUUCCCGAAGUGACCGGGGGGCUUCGGGCCCACCACCAUCUGGCUCCUUGGCCGUAGGGGAGGCCCACCCCUCUUCCCGCCCUCCCGCCUGGCGAGGGUCUCCGCCACCUGGGUCCUCUCAAGACGGCUUCUUUCCUGGGACCGAGGCCCUCGGGCGGGAAGACGGCAUCGGGAAUUCCCGGCUUCGUGAGGGGAGGACGGAAGGCCGUCGGUGGAGUUGCCCUCUUUCUCUAGGCCCAUCCUACUCCGGAGACGUGUCUUCCAGCCCGUUGCGGCUUCGGGCAAGGGGCCGGACCCCAAAUUCUCAGUCUUCCCCAAAGCCCCGACUCCGGGGGUUCAUGCCGGGCACUGUCUCGACGCCUCCCGAGCAGGGAUUUGGGUAAUAAAGCGGAGUUCGGCGA